Molecule: messenger RNA, 1215 nt
Organism: Pichia kudriavzevii
Lineage: Eukaryota; Fungi; Ascomycota; Pichiomycetes; Pichiales; Pichiaceae
Exons: 1
Coding region: 1-1215 (404 amino acids)
Biological process (GO): translational initiation
Cellular component (GO): eukaryotic translation initiation factor 4F complex; cytoplasm
Molecular function (GO): RNA 7-methylguanosine cap binding; translation initiation factor activity
Source: RefSeq, a predicted model, not a curated record
AUGUCUAAAAUAUUUGAUAAUAUAACAACUGCGUCAAAACAUGAAGAAACUCAUACGCUAAGCUACGAGUGGAAUUUCUGGCAUCACCUUCGAAAACCCAAAACAUCAUCGGCAAACCCCGAUUCUGGGAAUAUCAACACAAAUUCAGGAACAAACUCAAUUCCAAAACUGGAUGAUGAAAAUUGUCAUAGACCGCUUGAAAGGUAUUUACAAGGCAUGAGUCUAAUGGAAUUCCCCCAAAUAUAUGGUCAAGGUGCUGAGAAAACUAGUAAAAUCGAUACUAUUGAACAAUACUGGGAAGCUCUUGUGAACUUGAAGGAUAUCAGUAAACUUGAAAUUGACACUGAAUUGUACCUCUUCAAAAAGGAUAUCAAACCAUUGUGGGAGGACGAGAAAAAUCUGAACGGUGGUAGAUGGGUUGCUUGUUUUGGGCUCAAGAAUUUUGCCGAUAAUUCUGCAUGGCUUUCAUCUUUAUGGGAAUUGCUUUCAUUAAAAUUAAUCAGCGGUCAGUUUAUCAGUACUGAAAUAAGUCUACCUUUAAGUGAAAAACUCAUUGAUAACCCUGCAUUUGAUAACUGCAAGUCAUCCAAGGUAAUGAGCAAUGAAGAGUUGAAUAAGAUGGUGAUAGAGGAUAUUGCGGGUUUAGCCGUCAGUGUUAGGAACAAGAAGAUACUAAUAAGUAUAUGGAAUACCAAUUUGGCCUACGAAGAAUAUAAAAAAUUGAAUGGUAUAAUCGAAACAGUCAAAAGUGAAGAGUAUAUGUCGUAUUUCAAAGAGCCUGUGUACACAGGCAACAGAAGCAACUAUGAAAAAUGUGGUCUUACUCGGAUUCUUUUCAGGAAGUUGAUCUAUCAAACCAUAGUAGAUACAAUGGAUGAAGUGACUAAGCGUCUGGCUGCCAAAGAAGGUAAGAAUAAAGUCAAACCUUUGGCUCCAAUGCUUUUCAAAUAUUGUACACACCAACAAGAUUUGUUCAAUGAAAACUACAGAAAGCCAACAAAUCGUACCGGGAAAAAUAAAAGUCUUGGAGAUGAUAAACAACCUAAAAAAACGUGCAAAACGGUGGAAUAUGGUGAAUAUGAUCUCGUCAUUGAAGAAAUAACGUGCAAUGCACAGAAAUCAAGAAGAAACAGAAGACGUCAAGCAUCUAACAAGGCCUUCGAAGGCGCCGAAAGUGAAGAUGUCAAUAUAAUAGACCGUGAUGCUAAAGUGUAG